GAGAAAUCCUUGGUCGCCUCCGUUUUCAGUUCCUCCAUCUUCGAGAGCUUCUGAUCCGAACAUCUUCACCAAAAUGUCAGGGGAUUCAUCUAGUGAUUGGGAGUGAGUUUGUUGAUUGGUUUUUCCAAAAGCCUCAAAAAGAAAAAGGUCUGAACUUCUUUUUGGAGAAAGUCUAUAUUUUCGAAAACAAUCAAUGUCUCUCAGAAAACCAGCACUCCCAAGGCUUCUUCUUAAGAAUGUUUCUUGCAUGAGAAAUGCCCAACAAAUUCUAAGACAUGUUAAUGUCACCCUUUAUGAUGGAGGGUCACUAGUGUUGACUGGCACAAACGGGUCAGGCAAGACAACUUUCCUCAGAAUGUUGGCAGGGUUUAAUCGUCCUUCGGCCGGAGAGAUUCUCUGGAAUGGUCACGAUAUCACAAAAUCAGGAAUCUUCCAUCAAUACAAGCUUCAGCUCAACUGGCUCUCCCUUAAAGAGGCAAUAAAAAAUAAUAUGUCAGUUCUUGACAAUGUUCAGUGGUUUGAAGUUCUUGAAGGGAAGCAAGGGAAGUCUUUGGCUGCUUUGGAGUUGAUGGGGCUUGGAAAAUUGGCUAAAGAGAAAGCCAAGAUUCUGUCAAUGGGGCAGCGAAAGAGGCUUCAGCUCGCCAGGUUGUUAGCGAUCAACAGGCCAAUUUGGUUGCUCGAUGAGCCUUCAGUUGCAUUAGAUGAUGAUGGGGUGAAGUUGCUGGAGUACAUCAUUUCCGAGCAUAGAAAGAAUGGCGGGAUUGUGAUUGUAGCUACACAUUUGCCGAUUGAGAUUCAGGACACUAUGUAUAUGAGGCUUCCCCCAAGAUUUCCAAGGAGAAUGACCUUGGUAGAUAUGCUUGAUCGUCGAGACUUCUAAGUUCUUUUACUAUUCCAAUUUUGGCGUUGACAAACUUAGAGUAAGAUUUUGGUCUUAUAGGCUCCAUUCUUGAGACUUCUUAAGUUAUUUAACCAUCCCAAGUUUGGUUUUACAUACUUGUUAGAAUAAGAUAGAAAAGAAUAGAAAAGAAAAUUCAAUUGUCAUUUUUAUUUUUCUACCGUCUCAUUUUCUUUUACAUUAUUUUAGCAUUGCUCAAGCUGGGCUAAUCUUUGUAUUGAAAUUGAACUGGUGCAGCUUCAAAGGAAUUGCACUUUGAUAGAUUACUCUUGCAUGAGUGGUGGCAUUUUGUGCUCAAUGACAUUUAUGAUGUACCUAAUGACACUUAUUGCUUUCCUCUGGUC
Morus notabilis is the source of this 1242-nucleotide messenger RNA. RefSeq names its product ABC transporter I family member 1. Gene Ontology annotation, molecular function: transmembrane transporter activity; ATP hydrolysis activity; ATP binding. The transcript has 3 exons. Gene Ontology annotation, biological process: cytochrome complex assembly. Lineage: Eukaryota; Viridiplantae; Streptophyta; Magnoliopsida; Rosales; Moraceae. The record is from RefSeq and is a predicted model, not a curated record. The coding region runs from base 194 to 880 and encodes 228 amino acids.